This is a messenger RNA of Acyrthosiphon pisum (pea aphid), 1745 nucleotides long. Its product is annotated as deaminated glutathione amidase. Bases 289 to 1638 code for a protein of 449 amino acids. Gene Ontology annotation, molecular function: hydrolase activity, acting on carbon-nitrogen (but not peptide) bonds, in linear amides. NCBI's taxonomy places the organism in Eukaryota, Metazoa, Arthropoda, Insecta, Hemiptera, Aphididae. The transcript has 9 exons. The record is from RefSeq and is a predicted model, not a curated record.
GCACGGAUAAUACUUAUAAUCACAAACUGAUAACGAGAACAUCAUAUGGAAAUUAAAUGAAAUCAGAUGAAAAUGUUAAAUUCUUAUCGUUGGCCCUUGCACUGUUGCAGUUGCCACUUGCCAGUUUGCAGUUUGCACUUCACGUCAUUACUUGUGUAUUUUCGAAAAUUGUGUUCAGCGGAUUAAAUAUUAGGGAAGACUAGAUAUAUUAGAGUCUAAACUACACACAUUACACGACAAUAUUGUGGAACGAUUGCUAUCUACCUACUCGAACGUCAUUGUUGUCAGAUGUUAAUCAAACGUUUGUAUUCAAUUUUUAAAAAUACAUUUUCUGACAUGGACAAUCUUAUUGCUGUUUGUCAAAUUACAUCGACUGCCAAUAAAGAAAAAAACUUUCAAGCGUGCAAGGCACUAAUUACUAAUGCUCAUAAAUGUGGAGCUAAAAUGAUUUUCUUGCCAGAGUCGUUUGAUUACAUUGAAGAAGAUAAAGCUAAAUCAUUAGAGAUGGCUGAAUCUCUAGAUGGAUCUCUUAUCAAUAAUUAUAAAUCAUUAGCUAAGUCGUUGGAUAUUUGGCUCUCUUUAGGUGGAUUUCAUGAAAAGUUUUCAGAAACUAAAUUAAGGAACACACAUUUGGUUAUCAACAAUAAAGGAGAAGUAGCUGAAACAUAUCAUAAAAUACAUUUAUAUGAUGUACAGAUACCUUCAAAAAAUAUCCAAGCCUUCGAAUCAAAUUUAGUUGAAUCUGGUACCGAAAUCUCACUACCAGUUAAAACUCCAAUUGGGAAUAUUGGUUUAGCAAUUUGUUAUGAUAUGAGAUUUUCUCAGAUGGCUAUAGCAUUAGCCGAGAAUGGAGCAGACAUUUUAACGUAUCCAUCAGCAUUUUUCUUCGGGACAGGUGCUUAUCAUUGGGAAAUAUUAUUGCGAGCCAGAGCCAUUGAAACUCAAUGUUAUGUAAUUGCUGCUGCACAAACCGGCAAUCAUAGCUCAGCUAGAAAAUCUUGGGGUCACUCACUGGUAGUUGAUCCACUAGGAACAGUAAUAGCACAAUGUUCUGAAGAACCCGGUUUUGUUUUGGCACCAAUUGAUUUAUCAUUAAUUAAAAGUAUUCGUCAGUCAAUGCCUUUGGAAUGCCAUAGACGAUACGAUAUUUACCCAAAAAUGAUUUCAAGUACCUUAUGUAGGACUAAGUCUAUUGAAGAUUUUAAUGAAUUUAAAUUUGGUUCAUCAAUAGUUAAAGGCUUACAAGUAUUUUACCAAACACAAUUAUCCUUAGCAUUUACCAAUAUUAAAUGUGUUUUACCUGGACAUGUUUUAGUUGCUCCUCUUAGAGCUGUGGAAAAAUUAACGGACUUAUCCAAUUACGAAGUUGAGGAUCUAUUCCUUGCAGUUCAAAAGGUUCAAAAAACCAUUGAACAAGUACACAACACUAAUUCAUCAUCUAUUGUUAUUCAAGACGGUCAACAUGCUGGACAAACGAUUAAACACGUUCAUGUUCAUAUUAUUCCAAGAAAGUCUGGAGAUUUUUUGGUGAAUGAUGAUAUAUACAGAAAAUUACAAAAUGAAAAAUACUGCAUUGAUCCAAGGAGAAGCGAUGAGGAGAUGGCACAAGAAGCUAAAUUAUUAAGAUCAUUAUUUUAAGUAACUUAGUUUUAAAAAUUAUUGCUAUUAGUUGUUUAAAUUAAAUUUUUGCCUUUUACCAAUAAUUAUAAUACAAAUAUAAACUAUAUCACUAUAAAUUAUUAUAA